CAGUCAGUCACGUUGGUGUUGUGGUAUCUGCGAAGCAUGGCAAACUCUUCCUCCAAUGGGAGCUCGGGGCAUAGCUGCUAUAGUAGGAGUGGGUCCCAGGCUCGGCAGAUCCAUGGCCCACAAGUUCGCUCGCCACGGCUACACCGUCGCCAUCCUCGCUCGAGACCUAGUUAAGCUGUCAAGAUUGGCGGAGGAGAUAACGAGGGAGGAAAAGGCGGAGCAGGUAUUUGCAAUUAGAAUAGACUGUUCGGAUGCUAAAAGUGUGAGGGACGCGUUCGAAGGAGUCCACUCUCUGGGAUUCGUGGAGGUUCUGAUUUAUAAUGCUUACCAGCCUCCAAAGUCGUCUCUCAACGCAACCCGCUUCCAAGAUAUUCGCCUAGACUCUUUUCAGAAAUCACUCGCCGUUUCAUCCCUCGGUGCUUUCCUCUGCGCUCAACAGGUGGUGCCGGGCAUGGUGGAAAGAGGAAGGGGCACGAUUGUGUUUACUGGGUGUUCAGCUUCUGUGAACGGCGUUGCUGGUUUCUCUGAACUAUGCUGUGGGAAAUUUGCAUUGAGAGGACUAUCGCAGUGCUUGGCCAGGGAAUUUCAACCCAAGGGAGUGCACGUAGCUCAUAUUAUCAUUGACGGGGUGGUCGGCCAUGCCAGGGAAGAAGAAACGACGUCGUCGUGGGAGAGAACCUCAGGAUCAAGUGGGGAUUGCAAAAAAGAGAAUGGACCCAGACGCAGUGGCUGA
Prosopis cineraria is the source of this 733-nucleotide messenger RNA. RefSeq names its product short-chain dehydrogenase/reductase ARMGADRAFT_1018421-like. NCBI's taxonomy places the organism in Eukaryota, Viridiplantae, Streptophyta, Magnoliopsida, Fabales, Fabaceae. The transcript has 5 exons. The record is from RefSeq and is a predicted model, not a curated record. The coding region runs from base 56 to 733 and encodes 225 amino acids.